GCAAUUUCAAGAACAGAAGUAACAGCAUGGCCAUCCGAAGGAUCAGCAGAGACAAUCGAAGUUUCAGGCCAUCAAGAAGCACAAGACCCAAUGACAGACAUGGCAACUCGAAUGAAAGCGUAUUUUGAUACAGCAAUCCAGGCAGCAACAACAUCAAUAAUGCAAAAUAUGCAACAGUUCAUAAAUCAGCAGGCUGAAACUCAGCAAGAAUGGAAUGCGCAACUUAUAGCAACGAUUAAUCAACGGCCUACCCAUGUUGAACAAACGAACCAGAGGGAUGAUGCACAUAAUGCUUUGGGUAUACAUCCCACAAGCCAACAAAAUGAGCAAGGAGCAACCAAUACACGGAGAGACACGGA
Molecule: messenger RNA, 359 nt
Organism: Racocetra persica
Lineage: Eukaryota; Fungi; Glomeromycota; Glomeromycetes; Diversisporales; Gigasporaceae
Source: the annotation of a GenBank genome assembly